AUGAGCGUGGGGGUUAUGGAGGCGGUGGCGGACAACGAGGUCGUGGAUUCCAUGAUCCAUAUCUUCCUCCGAACCGAGGGCGUGGAGGCCCGCCGCCUGAUCGGCAUGGAUAUGAAUAGACCAAGGCAUCCUAACGAUGCGCCACCAUUGUCCCCUACACAUGCGGGAGGAACCCCAUUUGAUAAUCCUUUUCCUGCAUUUCCAAGGAGGCGGAUGAGUUCAGACGAAUUCGACAAGCGAAUGGGUGCCUUGGAUCUAAAUGACUCCACUAUGCGCCCUCCUGAACAAAGACCGCAUACUUCAAACUCCAACCGCCCACCUCGACAAAGACCCGAUGAGAUGCCGCCUUGGGGCGGUGCACCUGGCGGUAAAAAUAUGCCACACCAAACGGACGUUGAACCUCCGAUGGGACCAAAAAGGAGUGCGACGAUGCCUCUGAGCCAAAAUUCGGCUGGACCGCAGUACCCAGGCCAGCAGCCAUGGCAGGAACCGCCUAUGCCAGCUCCAGUGACGGCUGGAGAUCAGAACCCCAAUAUCGUACCUUAUUCGGAGGGCGACUCAGUGGACAAUGGCAAAGAUCUGCCGGAUGACUUCCUUGAUGCUUACCUCGGAGCCAAUGGCCCACGAGAGUCGGAUAUGCCAAAUUUCAGUGCAAUGUCAGAUGCUCCCGAUGAUAACAUUGUGCCCGUUGAUAAGCCGGGGGUUAACGGCUUGUCGACUUCUAAUACUGGCAACGGUUACACUGCUUAUCGUCCUGGAGCACCGGCUUCAAGCGACGCAAGUCAUGCACCGGCAAAUCAAUUUGAGAACGCCGGGUUCCAGUUUGAUCUUCCUCCCUCUCCAGGGGCAGCAUACGACCAGCAACGGCGGGUUGAUGAGUAUGGCCCACCUUCGGCUGGUGCUUAUUCCCAUCGCCAACCAACUGGAGGUAUGGCAGCCGGACCUGCAUAUCAUGGAGAUUCGGGAGGUGGGAUAGGUGGAUAUGGUUCUCGACCGCCACCCAAGCGAUACAGUCCCCCAGGUCAAGGUGCGCAUAUGCAGUAUCCUGGUGAUCAAACUGCGUACCAGAAUCAACCCGGCGGCGUUUCUCUGGCAGAUAACCCAUCUCAAAAUCCGGAUAUGCUUCCUCGUCAUCCAGCUCCAUUCCGCCUUGGUCUCGAACAAGGGGUAAAACCUCCCCCAAUUCGGCAAUACGAUAAUCCUCCCCCAAUGCCACCACAAGGCCAAUCCGGCCAAGGACGAGCCCCACCACCCCCUCAAUCGCGUGAUAGGCCGACCUCGGAACCCCUUACAUUCGAGGAGCUUAAUCGUAUCCAACAAACGGCUAAAAAUAACCCUUCGGAUCACAAAGCUCAACUUUUCCUUGCUAAGAAGCUCGUUGAAGCAUCUGUAGUUUUGGUGGAUGACAACGGAAGGGCUGAUUUAAGAACUAAAAACAAGAACCGGGAACGGUAUAUUUUUGAUGCGCACAAAAUAGCCAAGAAACUUGUGAGCGCAGGCUAUCCGCCUGCAAUGUUUUACCUGGCAGAUUGCUAUGGCGAAGGCCAACUCGGUCUAGAAGUUGAUCAACGCGAAGCUUUCUCGCUGUACCAAUCUGCUGCGAAGGCCGGUCAUCCAGAAUCAGCCUAUAGAUUAGCGGUUUGUUGUGAGAUGGGCUAUGAAGGUGGAGGAGGCACAAAGCGGGAUCCAAUGAAGGCUGUACAAUGGUAUAGGCGCGCCGCGGCAUUGGGCGAUACCCCUGCGAUGUAUAAGAUGGGCAUGAUUCUCCUGAAGGGCCUAUUAGGACAGCAGAAGAACCCUCGGGAAGGGGUGUCCUGGCUGAAACGAGCCGCUGAACGUGCGGAUGAGAGUAAUCCACAUGCGCUCCACGAGCUGGCGUUGUUGUACGAGAACCCGAAUGGAAUUGACGCUAUCAUCCAGGACGAAGCGUAUUCCCUAGAACUUUUAGAACAAGCCGCGGAGCUGGGGUACAAGUUUUCGCAAUACCGCCUCGGUAUUGCGUAUGAGCAUGGCCUGCUUGGAUGUCCAGUCGAUCCACGCACGAGCAUCAUGUGGUACUCGCAGGCGGCUGCGCAAGGCGAGCACCAGGCUGAGCUCUCACUUUCCGGUUGGUACCUUACUGGGGCCGAAGGGAUUUUGCAGCAGAGCGAUACGGAGGCAUAUUUGUGGGCACGCAAGGCCGCACUAGCUGGAUUGGCAAAGGCAGAGUAUGCAAUGGGGUAUUUCACUGAAGUUGGUAUCGGAGUUACAGCCAACUUGGAAGAUGCCAAGAGGUGGUACUGGAAAGCGUCAUCCCAAAACUUCAUGAAAGCCCGCGAACGUCUGGAGGAUCUGAAGCGCGGUGGUGCCAAAAUGCAGAAAACCCGAGUUUCGCGGUCCGCAGUCAACAAUCAGAAUCAAGGUGACUGUAUCGUCAUGUGA
Messenger RNA from Histoplasma mississippiense, 2421 nucleotides. RefSeq lists its product as hypothetical. NCBI's taxonomy places the organism in Eukaryota, Fungi, Ascomycota, Eurotiomycetes, Onygenales, Ajellomycetaceae. The transcript has 4 exons. Bases 1 to 2421 code for a protein of 806 amino acids. The record is from RefSeq and is a predicted model, not a curated record. Gene Ontology annotation, molecular function: protein binding.